Molecule: messenger RNA, 1734 nt
Organism: Octopus sinensis (East Asian common octopus)
Lineage: Eukaryota; Metazoa; Mollusca; Cephalopoda; Octopoda; Octopodidae
Product: BCL2/adenovirus E1B 19 kDa protein-interacting protein 3
Exons: 6
Coding region: 536-1069 (177 amino acids)
Biological process (GO): mitochondrial outer membrane permeabilization; positive regulation of apoptotic process
Cellular component (GO): mitochondrial envelope; nucleus; mitochondrial outer membrane
Source: RefSeq, a predicted model, not a curated record
CAGCAAUCUAUUGAAGAAGAAGAAGAAGAAGAAGAAGAAGCUUUAGACUCGGAAAACAUCAACAAAGUGUCGUGACUCGGUGGACUUGUCCUUCCUGCUUCUUCUCGCAAAGCAGAUUUGUUUGAUACUGCGACUGUGAUUAUCGUCGUUUAUCUUGUAAGUCAUUAAUAAUAUUAGCAACGUGAUCGUUAAUUGCCGUUUGGGAAGCCAAGUUGCGGCUGAAGCAACGAGAUUUCAGAGAGAAAGACGAACCGCGGCUGACAUAGACAUCUUCUCUCUCUAACAAUUUCACAUUUAUUUCAUUAUUUCGCUGAUUUCUUUAAAGAAAAAAACAGCUGAAGAAAAAUUCAGGUGGAAAAUAUAAAAACGGAGCAAAAAAAAAAAUUACGCAAUUAAAUUGAGAAGAGGUUUUAAUUAACGAAAUUGAUUUAAAACUUGUCAACAAAAAAGUGAGAAACGAAAAAUCCAGAAAAGUGGAAAAAGAAGAAGCAAGAAAUAAUCAACAACUGCGAAAGAAGCGAAAAGAAUCGCCACGAUGGCAGAUAAUCAGUUUUCUGAAUUGGAUGACGAUUUAACCGGUUCUUGGGUAGAAUUAUGCCACCAGUCACUGCCAGCAGAGACAGACACAUUUUCUGAAUCUAUUCAUAAUGGUAAUAUGGAGAAAUUGCUUAUGGAAGCCCAGCAGGAAUCAUGUUCUUCUUCACAAGCAAAUAGUGCAGUAUCAUCUAACAGAGGCAGUCCCAAGAUUUCAAACAGUCCUAAGGAAUGGGCAACCCAUGAGAUGAGUCAGGGAGAAUCUGUAGGGACAGAUUGGAUAUGGGAUUGGUCAAGUAGGCCAGAAAUUCAGCCUGUUGGAGAUUUAAGUGGAUAUUUCAAACACCCACGCCGCCACAGACUGAGUGUGCGUAAUACCAAAGUGUUGCGUAAUGGUGUGUUCUGUAUGGAAAAUCUGCCAACUUUAUUAAUAUCCCAUGCUUGUUCAUUUGUUUUGGGGGCAGCAGUAAUGUUCAUGUACUUGAAGAAAUAUUGCAACUGGGCAGCUGUGAUUGCUCACCACGCUUUGGAUUGAAGUGCAGCAAAGAGGAGAUUUUUUCAAUGGGGGGGGGGGUGAAAAAAACCAACAAAAAGAAAACUUGAAGUAUGCACCUACAAAUAAAAACAAACAACACCAACAACAGGCCCGUUGCAUAAACUAAUUUAAACAAUAUCAGGUUCCAUACAAACAGAGAACUGCAUUUUUUUUUUUUCCGUUAUAAUUCUCAUUUUUAUUUCUUUUUGGCUUUGGGAAAUUAUUUUAACUCCACUCCUCUCUUUUUUACUCUCUCUUCUCUGUUUUAUGUUUUUAAACAUUUUUCUUUUUUUUUUUUUUUUUGAAACUUUAAAAACAGAAAUAAGGCCUGCUUUGCAGCUGGGUUUUUUGUCUUUAUUUUUGUCUUAACAAUACCUUAUUAUUAUUAUUAUUUUGAGGGCUGUGGAGAUGGCCAAAACAGAAGAAUGCCGGGCUGGUUGCUUCAGUACCUCACUGUUCUGUGUUCAAAUCCUGCCGGAGUCAACUUUCUGCCUUUCAUUCCUCCAAGAAUAUAUGCAUCAGUUUAUACACUAAGGCCAAUGUCAUAUUAUUGCAAGGUCCCCUUCUUUGUAAAAUAGACCUCCAGCAUUGUAAAGAAAGUCAUUUUUUUUUUGAGAAUUUUUAUGGCCAAAGUUAGGAAUUUUUCUGUAACUUAGGUAUGUAAA